Messenger RNA from Knipowitschia caucasica, 5139 nucleotides. NCBI's taxonomy places the organism in Eukaryota, Metazoa, Chordata, Actinopteri, Gobiiformes, Gobiidae. The record is from the annotation of a GenBank genome assembly.
AUGCCUAAGAAAAAUGAAAACACCCUCAAGAUGUCGGGGAAGAUCAACACGGCCGAAGCCAAUGCCCUGGCCGCACUGAUCAAGCUCAUGCAGAAGAAUGCAGACCAGGUGGAGAAGGACAUCCUCCGUGCUGAAGACCUGCUGGCAGUGGAUGAUAAGAAUGAGAAGCUAGAGAAGCCACUUUUGCAUCAGACUGAGAUCUCAGAUAAACUGGGGGAAGCCGAGGGUCUCCUCAAAGACCUCUUCCUGGAUGUCGACAAAGCCAAGAAGCUCAAACAUCCGCAGGCUCACGACAUAGAGAGCGACGUCAUUCUUCUUCACGAGCGCUGGCUGAAGGACUGUGGCUGCUACAGAGACAUCUACGAGCAGAUCGACGACGUGUCUCUCAUGCCCAGGAUUGACUGGGGGCCUGUCUUUGCCAACAAGCAAAAACAGCUGGCAGAUGCAGACAAGUUUGGCCCCACGAUGGCCGAGCUGGAGCGGCAGAUUGCAGCACACAACAUUUUACAUAAAGAAGUGGAGGCCUACAGCCCACAGCUCUGCGUCAGCUCCGCCGGCAGCAAGGAAUCAUACACAGCCUUUAAGAAACAGUACAACAAUAUCCUCGAAAACUCAAAGUGGCGUGGGCAUUACCUGUCCAGCCUGUACGAGUACAUGCAUGGCUGCAACAAAGAGUUGGCGUUUCUUAAAGAGGAGCAGGACAAGAUCAAGAAACAAGACUGGAGCGACCGCAUGGUGGACCCGCCUGACGUACGGCGGCAAUACGAGAACUUCAAAAACAACAGUUUGCUGUCACAUGAAGCAGAGGUGAACAAGCUUCAAGAUGAAGGAGACAGACUCGUGGAGCUAAAGCAUCCGGCCAGCGCCACCAUCACGGCUCAAAGAGAUGAUGUUCGGAACGAGUGGCAGCAAUUCCUAAACCUGUGUAUCUGCCAGGAAACACAUCUGGAUAAUGUGGGGGAAUACAAGAAGUAUCAGUUGGACUGUGACCAGCUCUCUGAGACUCUGUCCCGACUCAACAAGACUUUGGAUCCAAAGGAGAUUUCCAAAAAGAGCAACUAUGAGACUCUGAUGCAGCUUGAGGCGGAGCAGAAUGACGUGCUGAACAGUGAGCAGGUCUUGGCGGACCUGAGGCGGCGCAGCACCAGCAUCACUCCCCUGAAGCUGCGGCGUGGAACCUCCUCUCGCCCCAUCACCGUGGAGUCUCUGUGCGACUGGGACAGUGAGGACGGUUCCUUGAUUAGAGGGGAGAAGCUCACCCUGAAGUCUAUUCCUGAUGAGAACUGGGACGUCAUCUCAGCUGCGGGAGUGACACAGACCCUCCCUGGAGUUUGCUUCCAGAUGCCGCCUCCAGACCCGGAAGCCAUUGACAAAGUGGACCUACUGGGCACUGAACUAGCCGAAAUCAAGAACAAACGGGCAACUGUGGAGGCAUCACUCAAGAACCACAAAAAAGAUUUCUCCAGCGCUCAAAAAGCCGCUCCUGUGUCGUCUUCCCCUCUGGACCCCAAAGCAUUAGCCAUGGCUGAUCAGCUGAAUAAACUGGACAGCGAGUUAGCUCUAGCUGAAGCGGACAUGUUGAGCCGCCUACGGACCCCAGUGAACCGGUCUGACCCCACAGGGGAUUUGGCCAAAAAACUGAGAGACCAGGAGGAAGCAGCUAGAGCUUUGAAGGCGCUGGAGCAGGAGAAACUCGCUGCCCAGGCCAAUCUGAAACCACUCCUGUCAAGUGUCCCAUCCUCUUCACUGCCUCUACAACUGUCCUCCUUCAACAACAAACAGAAUGACCUUGCUGGACUUUCUGAUCUCUUCGCUAAAAAAGCAAAUGCAUCUCUGAACCUGGAGAAGCAGAUUAUAAAAACAGAUGGCAUCGUAUCAAACUUGGAGAAAAACUUAAGUGCGGAUGGUCCCAUAAGUGAUGAGCCAAACGCAAUCCAAAAGCAUGUUGAAGACAUUCGGAGUCAGAAAAGAGAUGUGGCUGCAGCUGAAGGCGACAUGAAGAAGUUGAGCCAAGACUUAGAGCUCACAGAGCAGCUGUGCAGCUCUCUGCAGCAGAGCUACCAAGAGUACUGCCCUGACAUCCAGCGCCAACGCACUGACGUCAAACAACUGCAGACACGCUACGCAAAUGUCAGCAACCAGCUCAAUGAGAGGGAGAACCUUUUGCAAGAUGCCGGUAUCAAGGACCAAGAAUUCCAAAGCACCGCCAAAUCACUCAACUCUUUCUUGGAUAACCUGCCGACCAACCAGAUAAGCCCCUAUGACGACAUGUCCCAAAUCAGUGCAAAGCAGAGCUCUCAGGAGAGAGUUAUUGAUGACCUGAAAAGAAAAGGCGAUGAUCUUGACAGAGUGUCAGAUUUGUCUCUGGACCUUCAGAAUGUUCUCAAUGAAUAUGAGACAAAUGUGGAUAAAUACAAUGGGACACUGGAGGACAUGAACACCACAGUUGUACAGAAACCGUAUGUGCCAACUCUCGCAAGUGCCAUUCAGCUAGAGGAGAAAAAUCUGCUCAAUCGUUAUUCUGAAGCCACUGCUGAGAACACGCAGCGGCAAAAACAAAUGGAUCUUGCGAGGAAUCUCAAUGUACAAAAUGAGGAGAAAGUUCAAAUGGUGGCUCAGCAACAAGUCCAGCUUGAAAGUCAGCAAAGAAGCGUCUCAGAAUUAAGUAGUUUGAUGAGAGAGCUUGGAGACGAGAAAGAGAGAACCAGCCACACUGAGAACAAUCUUAAGUCCUUCCAAGAUAGGAUGUUGUCUCUGAAAAGUCGCAGAGGUGUAGAGCGUGUGGAGGAAAAAGAAGUGCUGCAAUAUUAUCGAGAUCCGAAACUGGAAAGUGAUCUGAUAGACCUCAAGAAGAUCCUCCACGAAGAGACUUUGAAACGCACAACGACCCAGAGUGAGAUUGAGCUAUCUAGCAGUAGAAUUACCUUAGUUGAGGACAACAUAAAAAACGCCCCACGUAAAUUGGUGACCAAAGAAGUGACGGAAUUUGAGAGAGAUCCCCAGCUUGACAUAGAGGCUGCCAAAAUCAGGAGUGAAAUUUCAAAGUUCAGGGAUGAAAUCAGGGUGAGAGAUGGGGAACAGGUUCAUGCCAGAACAGAGAUAACUAUUUUGCAGCAAAAGAGGCCACCUAUUAUAGAACGGGUGGUCAAGAAGGAAGUGGUGAAAGUGGAGCAAAAUCCAGAGAUGAUUAAGUCAGUGAGGACUUUUCAGACUGAGAUCUCAGAUGAAGGCAACAGAAUUACAAGGCUCAAUGAUGACAUCUUUCAAACACGGAGCAUGAUCAACUCCCUGGAGAGGCUUAUCCCCAACAUUCAGCCCAAGGUCAUUACAAAAGAAGUGAAGAAGAUUGAGCAGGACCCAGAACUCAUUACUGAAUCUGAAACAAUCCGGGUGAACUUGGAAAGUGAGAGGAAUGAAAACAGCGCUCUGUCCAGAGAGGUCACUGAGCUGCACAGUCGCUACAGAGUAGUGCAAGAUCUGAAACCAAAAAUUGAAGUGAAGGAAAUUGUUAAUGAGAUCUACCGGAUUGAUCCGAACACAGAAUCAGAAAUAAUGCGUCUGAGAAAAGACAUACAAGAUUUCUUCAAGCAGCGCAGUGAUACAGAUAGAGAAAUCACCCAAAUCACAUCAGAGAUCAAUCAACUCCGGUCCGUGAAACCAAAAAUAGAACAUAAGGAAGUUCUUCAAGAAGUGAUCAAGGAGGAACGCAGUCCUGAGAAUGAGAGAGAAAUACACAGGUUAAACAGUCAAGCCCACAACUUGUUCAGCACAUAUAGUUCCCUCCAAGACCAGGUGCUGCUGCUCAGAAAAGAGAGAGAUGAAUUGAAGAUAGAAAAGUCAAAGAUUGAAACUAAACUAGUCACAAGAGAAGUGAUCAAAUAUGAGAAUGACCCAAUGUUGGAGAAAGAAGCUGAUCGUUUGAGAAAAGAAAUGAGAGAGGAAGCACAGAUGAGGCGUAACAUUGAGGAGAUGGUGUAUGAUUUGAAAAAUAAAUACAUUGUACUUGAACGUCAGAAACCAGAGGAAAAGAUUGUAAUGCAAGAAGUCGUACGUUUACAAAAAGACCCACGGCAGAUUCAUGAGCAUGACCGCCUCAGUAGGAGUUUGGAUGAAGAAAUUCAGACUCGGCGUCAGACAGACCUUGAAUUGCAACAGCUGAGAACAAGGGUCGCAGAUAAAGAAAGGAUCCUUCGAGAGAGUGAUGAGAGGCAAAAACGGAUUAAAGCUGAAUCUGAGUUGCGAGAGAUCAGGCUUCGGAUCACGCAGCUGGAAAAUGCUCCACCGCCUGUUGAAGAAAGCAUUGUGGUGGAGGAAGUGAUGAAGGUAGAGAGAGAUCCCAAACUAGAAAGGAUGACAAAUGGUUUACGAGUUGAUAUGGACAAGGAAACAAGUGAUGUCCUACGCCUUCAAAGAGAGAUUCGUAACCUUACAGUGAGGCUGGAGAUUUUGCAGAAGGAGAAAUCAGGUGAGAAGACAGUGUACAAAGAGAUUGUACGUGUUGAAAAGGACCAGGCAGUGGAAGCAGAACGUGAGCGUCUUCGUGAACAAGUGACACAGCAAAGAUUUGCUAGAGAAGAUGUAGAAGAUGAACUGAGGCGGCUGAAGGACAAGAUCAAUCUCCUGAUGAGCAGCAAAUCCAGCACCUCCCGAGAGGAGACAACACUCAUUAUGAACAGAGAUGCCAUGCAGAGAGAGAAGGAGGACCUUAUCCGAGAGAUGCGGACACUAGAAACCAAGAGCCAUGAUGUCAGCCUGUCCUUCCAGCAGCACAGCAAACUUAUGAGUGAGAGGACACAGACGUCGCGACAAAGGAGCAUUAAGAUGGAAUCUGAUGUCCAGCGACUAGAGAACGAUAUCCUCAAUGAGAAAGACAAGAUCCACUCAAAAGAUACUAUCAUUAGAGAGCUUACCCUUAGUCUGCAAAAAGAAGAAAAUGCAGAGACACGAACCAAAGAGACCAAUGUUUCCACAAAGAUCACCAUUUUGGACCCAGAAACAGGCCGAGACAUGUCCCCUUAUGAUGCAUAUUUACAGGGGCUCAUAGAUCGUGCACAAUAUACUCACCUUCAGCAACUGGAAUGUGACUGGGAAGAGCUCAGAGGCUACUGGAGGCUCAAGCAGCCACAGGAGGAAUUAUAG